Linum trigynum is the source of this 366-nucleotide messenger RNA. Lineage: Eukaryota; Viridiplantae; Streptophyta; Magnoliopsida; Malpighiales; Linaceae. The record is from the annotation of a GenBank genome assembly.
AGGGAUUCAAUUCUACACUUGGUGUUCUGGUAUCAGAGCAACCUUAGUCGCCGCCUCCAAACAUGGCCGAACCACAAAAUUCGGAUCCCAUGGUGGAUCCGUACUAUCUCCAUGGAUCAGAUCAACUAGGGUUGCUGCUGGUCUGUGAGAAGCUGACCACCACCAACUACAACGACUGGAGCAAGACCAUGAACAAACUUAGCCUCAAUGCUUUUGCCGCCAAGAACAAACUUGGCUUCGUCAAUGACACCAUUGUUGCCCCUGCUGCUACAAACACUCAGUUCUCCUCCUAGACAAGAAACAACAUUAUGGUUUUCAGUUGGAUUCAACAAGUUGUCGAACCUGGAAUGAAAAAGACAAUCAUGU